This is a messenger RNA of Gasterosteus aculeatus aculeatus (three-spined stickleback), 3103 nucleotides long. The record is from RefSeq and is a predicted model, not a curated record. NCBI's taxonomy places the organism in Eukaryota, Metazoa, Chordata, Actinopteri, Perciformes, Gasterosteidae.
UUGGACUGUUGUUCAGCAGCAGGUUUUGGUUUCAGGAUGAAUUCUGCCGUUCUGGUUCUGCUGCUGUUCUGUUUGUCUCCAGCCGUCAGUCGGGGACAGUUGGUGGAUUCUGUCCCUCAACAGCACGUGUUGGAGACUAGAUUGGAAGAUGUUAUAACAGAGGAGGACAUGAAAACGGAGGACGAUGUGGCGACGGACGACAUUAUGAAGAUGGAGGAAGACGACGUGACAACCAGAUUGGACGACCUGAGGACGGAGGCCGGCGUCCCUCCAGAGCUCGCUGUUCUCUGGGACGAGCUGAGGGGUCUGAAGGAGCUGGUCCUCAGCGUGAAGACGGUGGAGGUGGAGCGGCGUCAGGCCCUGAGGAGCAUGGAGAGCCGGCUGAGGGACCGGGAGGUGGAGGCCUGGCUGCAGAAACGCAGCCUGGACGGACUGGAGGAGACAGCGGUUCGGCAGAACGAGGAGCUGAGGAGCACCGGGGAAAUUAUGGAGGCCAACAGGAAGCUUCUGACGGAGCUGAACUCCGAUCUGAAGAGGAAGAUGGAGGAGCAGAGCAGAGCUCUGGCGUUGGAGCUUUCCUUCCUGCAGACCAGACUGAGGGCGAGUGAGACCACUGUGGAGCAGCUGAGGAGAAAAAGCACAGUUCUGGCAGUCAGAUUGUGUAACACUGAGCGUCUGAUGGAGGAGCUGACGAGGCCGACAUCAGCAGUCCAGAAUUCUAACAGUUCUUCUCAGGCUGCAUCGUCUGAUCUGGAGGAGCUGAACACAAAUACUCGAGAGCUGGAGGUCAGACUGAGAGUCAGUGAGGAAGAUCUGGAGAACCUGAAGAGGGAGCAUACAGUUCAGUCUGUCCAACUUUCCUUGGUGGAGUCCAGACUGACAGAGAACCACAACAACACAACAGAGCUGGAGGUCAGACUGAGAGUCAGUGAGGAACAUCUGGGGAACCUGAAGACUGAAAACACAGUUCAGUCCGUUCAACUUUCCUUGAUGGAGUCCAGACUGACAGAGAACAUCAAAAACACAACAGCUCUGGAGGUCAGGCUGAGAUCGAGUGAGACGCAACGGGAGCAGCUGCAGAAUCACACUGCAGCUCUAGAGGUCAGACUGAGAGUCAGUGAGGAAGAUCUGGAGAACCUGAAGAGGGAGCAUACAGUUCAGUCUGUCCAACUUUCCUUGGUGGAGUCCAGACUGACAGAGAACCACAACAACACAACAGAGCUGGAGGUCAGACUGAGAGUCAGUGAGGAACAUCUGGGGAACCUGAAGACUGAAAACACAGUUCAGUCCGUUCAACUUUCCUUGAUGGAGUCCAGACUGACAGAGAACAUCAAAAACACAACAGCUCUGGAGGUCAGGCUGAGAUCGAGUGAGACGCAACGGGAGCAGCUGCAGAAUCACACUGCAGCUCUAGAGGUCAGACUGAGAGUCAGUGAGGAAGAUCUGGAGAACCUGAAGAGGGAGCAUACAGUUCAGUCUGUCCAACUUUCCUUGGUGGAGUCCAGACUGACAGAGAACCACAACAACACAACAGAGCUGGAGGUCAGACUGAGAGUCAGUGAGGAACAUCUGGGGAACCUGAAGACUGAAAACACAGUUCAGUCCGUUCAACUUUCCUUGAUGGAGUCCAGACUGACAGAGAACCUCAACAACACAACAGCUCUGGAGGUCAGGCUGAGAUCGAGUGAGACGCAACGGGAGCAGCUGCAGAAUCACACUGCAGCUCUAGAGGUCAGACUGAGAGUCAGUGAGGAAGAUCUGGAGAACCUGAAGAGGGAGCAUACAGUUCAGUCUGUCCAACUUUCCUUGGUGGAGUCCAGACUGACAGAGAACCACAACAACACAACAGAGCUGGAGGUCAGACUGAGAGUCAGUGAGGAACAUCUGGGGAACCUGAAGACUGAAAACACAGUUCAGUCCGUUCAACUUUCCUUGAUGGAGUCCAGACUGACAGAGAACAUCAAAAACACAACAGCUCUGGAGGUCAGGCUGAGAUCGAGUGAGACGCAACGGGAGCAGCUGCAGAAUCACACUGCAGCUCUAGAGGUCAGACUGAGAGUCAGUGAGGAAGAUCUGGAGAACCUGAAGAGGGAGCAUACAGUUCAGUCUGUCCAACUUUCCUUGGUGGAGUCCAGACUGACAGAGAACCACAACAACACAACAGAGAUGGAGGUCAGACUGAGAGUCAGUGAGGAACAUCUGGGGAACCUGAAGAUUGAAAACACGGUUCAGUCUGUUCAACUUUCCUUGGUGGAGUCCAGACUGACAGAGAACCUCAACAACACAACAGCUCUGGAGGUCAGGCUGAGAUCGAGUGAGACGCAACGGGAGCAGCUGCAGAAUCACACUGCAGGUGAGCUGAAGGUGGCGUUCUCAGCUGGUCUAACUGACCUAGGAUCAGUCGGACCAUUUGACGAGGAGAGGACUCUGAUCUUCUCCAAGACCAUCACCAACAUCGGCCGAGCCUACAACCAGACUGCAGGUGUCUUCACCGCUCCGAUCAGAGGACUUUACUUCUUCAGCUUUACGGCCACAGAUUACCUGAAGGGGUACAUGGGUCUCCACCUGUACAGGAACAACCAGCCUAUCGUCUUCAGCCUGGACCUGAACGACCAUGGUGGCUACGCGUCCACGUCCUGCGGCGUGGCGCUCCAGCUCGAGGCAGGCGACGGCGUUCGCCUCAGCCUGCCGGCCAGCUACCGGCUCUACGACGACUCGCGGAACUUCAGCCUCUUCUCCGGCUUCCUGCUGUUCCCACUCUGACCCCGAAACAGCGAGAGCUUCUCUCAGCAACACACUCACUUUAGGUAUCAGACCGGACUUUUAUUUUAGGGCCCUGGGAUGGACUAACGCCUGAAUAAUAACGAUUUAAGAAAAUUAACUCAAACUUUUAUUACAUUUUGAUAAAAACAGAAACUUAACUUUGACCUGUUUGUUAGUGUUAAAAUAUUAAAGUGUUGCUUUGAUGCCAUACAAAAACAUCAAGGUGUGACCUCUGGAGACAAAGAGUCUGAUCAGUAGAAUAAACACAAACUACAAAUGUUGUUGAGUUUCAAGUGAACUCAGGAACAAAGAUUUACAUCAAAUAAAAUGUUACACAGUU